CCGAUCACUGUCAAAACAAAACUCGUUCGUUCGGCCUCCCGAAAAAAUAUACAACAGCCGUUUUUGUGUGGAAAAGGAAGUUUUCAGGAUUUUACGCAAAAUAGUUCCUCGCUGAACCCACUUCCAGCAUCCGGCGUGAGGCAGAGUGGUGUAGGGGUACCGAGAUAUAUCGAGAUACGUGAAAAUUCCGAAACGAAGCGCCCUCGAAAGUGGGUGGCCGUUGGUCCGACCGGGCGACACCAUGUCCUUGUUUCAUCCGUCGAAGCGGAUGACCAGUGGCGGACAUGAACCGGACCACCAUCAUCCGGAUCCCGAUGGACAGGACAGCGGCGAAGUGUUGCAUACGUCCGGGAGCGGGUCGCUCAGUAACAGCAUUACUAGCAGGGACAAGGAAUGUUCAGAUGAGUUAUCGCGGCGAGCAACCCGGAGCUUCCAGCCGAAAAGGGUUUCCGAGCUACCUCCGUUGGAGUCGGAAUCUGACUCGGAUGACGACAAUAAUCUAAACUGCGCUAUUUUGAACGAUUCGUUCCUUUUGACUCCGUCAAAAUGUGCCGAUGAUAUGGAAAGCACCCAGAAACCCUCCAAUCCAUUGCCAUGUCCCGACCAGAAAGAGAACGUACAUGCCCGUAUGAAGUUGGAAGAUAAAUUGAUCCCUGUUAGGGAACCUGAACCGCAGGAAGUGAAGGUUUUGAAGCGAGUUCCGUUGUUGGACAGGAGGCAACUUGAGAAGCAGUUCUCGCUGCUUACCCAAAGCGAUUCCCGGUUAUCGAAAGCAAGAGAUUCUGGAAUCAGCAGUACGACAUCGUCAGUGCUUUCCAUCGCAGAUCAGGUGACCGAAAUAGAGAUCAAGCCUGCGAUCAAAGAGGAAGUGGACGAGGUUGAACUGGGCAAAAGUCUACGAGAGCAGAAAAUUCAGUCUCCUCCCAAGGACCACCUAUUUGUGACUCCUCGGGAAAAAUUCUGCCACAGUAACGCCCGGGGAACGUCAUCUCGGGCGAUCAUUUCGACGACGAAUCGUAAAUCUCGGAACACGUUAGAAAACGAAUUCAAAUCUCAGAAGAUUCUCUUUACCACUCCCUUGGCUACAGGUUUGCCCAGGCCGCAGAUGAGUGCGAACGACAGUUUGUCGUUGUCGCUGGUGGAUACUCCGAUCAAGUCGAAAGACAGACCCUUGUCCCCGAUCGUGGAGCAGCAACGACCGGCGAAACGCUCUACAGACGAACUGUUCCCGGCCACUCCUGGUCCGGAGAAGCGACUAUCGCCAGCACCAAAGGAAGUUGCACCAGCCGCCGUAGCCCCAACGGAAGAUAUGCGACCGAUGGAGCAAUCGCAAACGAAAGCUCUUCCCACGAUAGCCAUCAAUGGGAAGGAAUACCAGGUGCUGAAGAAAUUGGGCUCCGGUGGAUCCAGUUCUGUGUUUCUCGCCAAGCUGAACCCAACCGGUGCCGAGUGUGCGCUCAAGCUGGUCAAUCUCGAAGGUGAUUCCAGUCUCGUGGAGGGCUAUUUAAACGAGACAAAGCUUUUGGCCAAAUUACAAGGAAACGAAAAUGUAGUGGCGCUCCACGAUUAUUGCCACCUUCCGGAAGCGAACCAACUGUUCCUCGUCAUGGAGAAGGGAGACUGCGAUUUGCACAAAAUCCUCCAAAACUACCGCAAGGACAUCCCCCUGUACACGCUGAUGCAGAUUUGGUACCAAAUGGUGCAGUGCGUGCACUACAUUCACGACCAUGGAGUCAUCCACCUUGAUCUCAAACCGGCCAAUUUCCUCAUGGUCAAGGGACGGCUCAAGCUGAUCGAUUUCGGCAUUGCCAGCAACAUUGCCUUCGAUUCCACUAGUAUUAUGAAGUUCUCUCAGGCCGGCACGUUCAACUACAUCAGUCCGGAGGCAUUGAUUGACACUUCGUCGGAGUGCAGCCCGGCCAAUUCGCAACCCAAGAUCAAGAUGUCGAAAAAGUCCGACAUCUGGUCGCUCGGGUGCAUACUGUAUCUGCUCCUGUACAAAAAGACGCCCUUUGCCCACAUCAAGAACAUCCACACCAAGGUAAGCACCAUCACAAAUCCCAACACGGUGAUUGAAUACCCUCCGCUGCCCAGUUACUAUCCGCCCAUGUUGCUGGAGAUGCUGCAGAGGUGCCUCAAGUACGACGCCAAAUCGAGAGCGUCCACGGCGGAACUGCUGCAGUAUCCGUUCGAUAUGGUGAUACCGCUUCCACCAAGCGGAGGUACGUCCAAAUGAUGAACUCAGGCAUAUAUUUUACUAGCAUUUAGACUGUGCUUUGGAAAUAUUUAUUACGAAUAGAUAUUGGUUAUUAUAUUACGGCACUAACGCUUUCGAACUUAAAGCACAAACAGAUUGUAUUUCUCUUUGAUGCGACUUAAGAGGUGUAUUAUGUAUAAAGGAAGAUUUAUCGCAAACGGAUCUGUGGUUGAUUUGUUUGACAUAAGA
This is a messenger RNA of Aedes aegypti (yellow fever mosquito), 2446 nucleotides long. RefSeq names its product dual specificity protein kinase TTK (gene Mps1). Bases 242 to 2236 code for a protein of 664 amino acids. The record is from RefSeq and is a predicted model, not a curated record. Gene Ontology annotation, cellular component: nucleus; kinetochore; spindle. Lineage: Eukaryota; Metazoa; Arthropoda; Insecta; Diptera; Culicidae. The transcript has 5 exons. Gene Ontology annotation, biological process: chromosome segregation; meiotic spindle assembly checkpoint signaling; peptidyl-serine phosphorylation. Gene Ontology annotation, molecular function: ATP binding; protein serine/threonine kinase activity; protein serine/threonine/tyrosine kinase activity.